AUGUUUAUUCGUCGGUUGCAUACCAGUUCGCGAAGGUUAACAUGCGGCGAGGCUCUUCGUGCGUGCCAGCAAACAGGCGCUAGAAGUGCUAAUGGCCAGCUGAUGCUGUCGCAGCAUGUACAGGAAUUCGACCCGGAGAUGUACGAUAUAUUAACUAAGGAACGCUCAAGACAGAAGCGUAGUAUCACUUUGAUUCCAAGCGAGAACUUCACAUCAGUGGCUGUUAUGAACUUGCUCGGAAGUGAAAUGCAAAACAAGUACUCGGAAGGGUAUCCGGGUCAGCGGUAUUAUGGGGGUAACCAGUACAUCGAUAUGGCAGAGUCCCUGUGCCAAAAGCGCGCUCUGGAGCUAUAUGGGCUAGAUCCCGCCAAAUGGGGCGUCAAUGUACAGUCAUUGUCCGGAGCACCAGCGAACCUCUAUGCUUACUCAGCCAUUAUGGAGGUUGGCGAUCGCAUGAUGGGUCUAGAUCUUCCUCACGGUGGCCAUCUGUCCCACGGUUACCAGCUACAAAAUGGAAACAAAAUUUCGUACAUCUCCAAGUACUUCCAGACCAUGGCGUACCGUGUGGACCCUGCCACAGGCUUGGUCGACUAUGAUACCCUGUCUGAGACCUCGAAACUCUUCAGACCUAAGGUGAUUGUUGCUGGUACAUCAGCAUAUGCGCGGGUCCUGGAUUAUAAGCGGUUUAGGGAGAUUGCCGAUGCCUGUGGCGCGUAUCUCCUCUCUGAUAUGGCGCAUGUUUCUGGUUUGGUUGCAGCUGGUGUGCACCCAUCUCCCUUCGAGUACUCCGACAUUGUCACCACUACCACACACAAAUCCCUAAGAGGACCAAGAGGUGCCAUGAUUUUCUACCGGAAAGGCAUUAGAAAGGUGACCAAGAAGGGAACCGAGAUCAUGUAUGACUUGGACAAGCGCAUCAACUUCUCGGUUUUCCCAGCUCACCAGGGCGGGCCACAUAACCAUACCAUUUCCGCACUUGCCGUCGCGUUGAAGCAGGCUGCUACUCCAGAGUUCAAGAACUAUCAAACCGCUGUGGUAGAGAAUGCCAAAGUUUUUGGCGAAGAACUAAGUAAGCGUGGCUUUAGUCUUGUCUCCGGAGGAACUGAUACACAUCUGCUAUUGAUCGACUUGUCCCCCAUGGGCAUUGACGGGUCUAGGCUUGAAACUAUACUGGAACGACUAAAUAUUGCGGCCAACAAGAACACCAUCCCAGGCGACAAGUCCGCUCUAUAUCCUUCUGGCCUGAGAGUCGGUACGCCUGCAAUGACCACCCGUGGGUUUGGCCCGGCCGAAUUUGGCCGGGUUGCAGCGUAUAUCAACGAGGCUGUUAAACUGGCAAUUGGCUUAAAGUCACAAGAGCCAGUAGACGCUAAGGACGCCAAGACCAGGUUGGCUCACUUCAAAAGUUUUUGCGCAGAAUCGGAACAGGUAACCAAGCUGGCCAACGAGGUGGCAGACUGGGUUGCACAGUACCCUGUGCCAGGAGAAUUGUAA
This is a messenger RNA of Eremothecium gossypii ATCC 10895, 1494 nucleotides long. It is a transcript of the gene SHM1, whose product is annotated as glycine hydroxymethyltransferase SHM1. Gene Ontology annotation, cellular component: cytoplasm. The record is from RefSeq and is marked provisional. Bases 1 to 1494 code for a protein of 497 amino acids. The transcript has a single exon. Lineage: Eukaryota; Fungi; Ascomycota; Saccharomycetes; Saccharomycetales; Saccharomycetaceae. Gene Ontology annotation, biological process: tetrahydrofolate interconversion; folic acid metabolic process; L-serine catabolic process. Gene Ontology annotation, molecular function: serine binding; glycine hydroxymethyltransferase activity; zinc ion binding.